Messenger RNA from Styela clava, 348 nucleotides. RefSeq names its product mitochondrial pyruvate carrier 1-like. Gene Ontology annotation, biological process: pyruvate import into mitochondria. Gene Ontology annotation, cellular component: mitochondrial inner membrane. The record is from RefSeq and is a predicted model, not a curated record. NCBI's taxonomy places the organism in Eukaryota, Metazoa, Chordata, Ascidiacea, Stolidobranchia, Styelidae.
AUGUCAAGCUUUGCAAGACGAAUGUUAAAUCAAGUGAAAAGCAAGGAAUUCAGACAAUAUUUAAUGAGCACACAUUUCUGGGGUCCCGUAGCAAAUUGGGGAAUUCCAAUUGCUGCUAUGGCAGACAUGAAGAAAUCACCCGAAAUUAUUAGCCCAAGAAUGACUGCAGCUCUUUGUGUUUAUUCUGGUCUAUUUAUGAGAUUUGCGUGGAUGGUUACUCCAAGAAAUCUACUCCUAUUUGCAUGUCAUUUUACGAAUGAAUCCUGUCAAAUAAUUCAGUUUGGACGUUGGUGUCACUAUGACUAUUUCAGUGAUAAAGAGAAAAUUGAAGAUAAAGAAGAAAAUUAG